AUGGGCCUUUUCUCAUCCUCAUCUUCGGCAUCUUUACCACCCCCGAAAAUUGGUGCUGAUGGCGCACCGAUAGCUCCUGAUCGCACACAAAGAUCUCGGUGCUGGGAAGCUAGAGAUGCUUAUUUUAAAUGUCUGGACAAGUCGGAAAUCAUCGAUAGCAUUACGGAGAAGGACAAGGCGGAGAAGGCAUGCGCGGUAGAGAGUAGAGGAUUUGAGAGUAAUUGCGCUACGAGUUGGUACUUUAAGAAAAGAAGAGUUAUGGAAUACCAGCGCGAUCAAACGUUGCGAAGAUUGAAAGCCGAAGGGGCGCAGGAGAUGCCAGGACAGAUGGGACCUUCAGGUUCGGGGCAACGCCCAUGA
Molecule: messenger RNA, 360 nt
Organism: Sclerotinia sclerotiorum 1980 UF-70
Lineage: Eukaryota; Fungi; Ascomycota; Leotiomycetes; Helotiales; Sclerotiniaceae
Exons: 2
Coding region: 1-360 (119 amino acids)
Biological process (GO): mitochondrial respiratory chain complex IV assembly
Cellular component (GO): respiratory chain complex IV; mitochondrial intermembrane space; mitochondrion
Source: RefSeq, a predicted model, not a curated record